Pantherophis guttatus is the source of this 6989-nucleotide messenger RNA. It is a transcript of the gene REXO1, whose product is annotated as RNA exonuclease 1 homolog. Gene Ontology annotation, molecular function: nucleic acid binding; exonuclease activity. Lineage: Eukaryota; Metazoa; Chordata; Lepidosauria; Squamata; Colubridae. The record is from RefSeq and is a predicted model, not a curated record. Gene Ontology annotation, cellular component: nucleus.
GGCGGCGAAACUUUCGGCGUCUAUCCCGUGACGCACACCUUUGACCUCUGCCUUAAAGUCACAGCCGACGUCUUCGCGGAGCAUGCGCCCUUGGGGACUCCGCUUCUUUUCCUUUAAGUAAGAUGGCUACCUUGUUCCUUUCUUCCUACGCCUUGCCCUUAGUGGAGACGGCAGAGCUGGCUUCUUUCCUUGCUCUGACUCUACGCAUGCGCCGAUGACUUCGGAACGAUACUUUCUUGCCCGAAAGGAAGAUGGCCGCAGCCUGAAGCUGCGAAAAAUCAGCUGAGGGGAAGCGACGGUUGGGGUAUUCCGCGACCUGCUUUUCUUCUCCUCAUGCAACGCCGGGAUGCUCUGCUCGAGCGGCUUCUUCCGCGGCAUCGAAUGUCCCUACGGGCAGGCCUGCGGGAGGCCCUACUGCCACUUCAGGCACCCGCCCGGGGCCCAACACACCACCGAUGGCCCUAUACCGCCUCGACGCCUUUUGGCCCUGUCUGGUCCCAGCAGACGCCCCGCCACAGUCGGAGGGUGUGGUUAUGACCCCUACAACCCAGAACUUCCCAAACCUGUGGCACAAGACAGCAAUGGCACUUUGGAAAAUAUCGUCUCGUCAGCUUCUGGAAUUCUGGAGCUUGAGCUGUUUGACAAGGCAAUUGAAGCUGCCAAGAAUGAAGUUGAACGUGAGCAAAAGAAGUAUGAAGAGCUGCUGGAGACAACUAAAGAGUAUGGCUCCUCCGAACCUCCUUUGCUUGCUUCUAAGGCUGCUGGAUUAGCAACAUCCAACCCAUUCAGUUCUCUGGAGUAUAGCCCAGGUAGUUACAAUGCAAACAGUGGUAAUGACUACAACCCUACUCCUCUUGCAGUGGUUGCUUCUAGUCAGUCUAGCAAAUAUACUUUGGACUCCUUCAACAAUACGAAAUGCAAGGGCAGCUCACUGGAAUAUGUUCCCACUGUGGUCACUCAGCCGAAGAAGUACAGCAGCUCUGUUGGAAAUAGCAAAUACAUAAUUGACAACUCCAAGCCUUCAACAGAUUUAGAAUAUGAUCCUCUUUCAAAUUAUUCUGCCAGGCUGUUGAGCAAAGCUAAAGAACAGAAGGGGACUAAGCGGAAGAGAGAAGCUGAUCGUGAGGAGGCAUAUUCUCCUUCAUUCAAGAAAUAUUGUGACGAAACUAGCAACGAUGAGCCCAUCGCCCGGUUCUCUGACUCGGAGGAUGAACGCCACGAAGCUUCUACCACCCCCCUUAAAUCUAAAGGAGGUUCAGAAAGCAAAUUGGGUACAGCCAAAGAAAAGGGAGCCCCACCAAUAGAUACUAGUUCCCGACAAAUGAAAGAGACUGCCGUGCAGUAUGACAUGGGAGACAUCGAGAGCCCUCAGAGAACCCCUAUCAAAGAUUCAGUGGAGAAAAAUGCCAAGUUGGUCAAAGUGCCUUCUAACCGAGAUGCGAAAGCAAAGGAAAAGAAUAAAGUGGCGUCAAAGGAUAAAUUGAAAAAGAAAAAGGAAGAUGACCACAAGGCGCAGGGUAAGAAAAAUCAAGGUAAAAUAGGAGACAAGGAGAAGAUGGACGUGAAGGCACAGCACAAAAAUGGGGAAAGGAGUAAGGAGAAACCAAGCAAGUCCCACGUUGACAGGCAUGCACUGAAGCUCAAUAAGCCAAAAUCUAUGAUUACACCUGGAAUUAAGGAGGAGAACUCUGGCAAGAACAAAGAUGUUGGCAAAGCUGCUGCUACUGAAAAAUCAGGGACUAGUAGGAAAGAUGGCAAGUUCCAGCCUGUAGAGUUGAAAAGGAAGCCCCAAAUCCCUAGUGGGACUGAACACAAUAAGAGAAAAGACAAGCAACCGGCCUUGAAAAGGUCUAAGGAAGCAUUGACCAAUUCCCAGGCAAAGGAGAAUUCGGAGGCCAAACGCAAGGUUAAACAGCGGUCCCUGAGCCACGUUGAUCUCUUUGGUGAUGAGAGUGGAGAGGAGGAGCAGGUGGGCCAGCCUUUUCUUCCAUUCCCUGAUGUGAGUUCAGACUCGGACCGAGAUGAUGCUGACUUCUCUUUGCCCUAUGACAAUGGGAUGGCCAAUGUUAAGAAACUUAAGUUAUCCCAGCCUCCUGCUGCUUCCUCCUCCUCCUCCUCUGAUGAUGAGAUUGAUUAUUCUGGCCUAGAGAAGGAUUUGGAUUUUGAGUAUGACCCAAUGGAGGAGUGCCUUCGGAUUUUUAAUGAAUCCACUGAUGUCAAAACAGAAGACAAAGGCAGACUAGGAAAACAGGUAUCAAAAGAGGAAGAGGGUGAAGAAAAGUUGACAGAAGACAGUUUAACCACACUCUUUCCUGGACAAAAAAGGAGGAUUUCUCAUGUAACACAGCAAAGACAUGUUGAAGUCCCAAGCAAGCCAGUGGUCCGGCCUUACCGGCCCCCAACCGCCCAAGAGGUCUGUUACCAGAGGAUUCAGCUAGCGCAGAAGCAGGCAGCGCACCUGGCCCAGCAGCGGCCACAGCAGCCCCUGCCGACCGCAAAGGUUCCUGUGGCACCGCAAAAAACCUUAAUUGCUAUGCACAAAGGAGAAAGGAAGCGAGUUGCUCAUGUGCCCAGUGCGGCUCUUUCGGCAGUCUCCAAGUUGGUUCCUGGAAAUCUUAAGAAGACCAUUCCAGCCGCACGUGUGGCAUCUUCCAAUGGUGUUGAUGCUCCAGCAUUGAAAGCUCGAACGCUGACUGGGAUGGCAUCUAAAACAACUACCACAGGUGUCCCAAAAAGGAUAGCACAUACUCCCACUCUGCAGAGCACCACCUUGAAAAGGCCAGUUAUUCCCACAGAAUACGGUGCCAAAGUUCCCACCAACAUCCGUCAGAGGUACCUCAACCUCUUCAUUGAUGAGUGCUUGAAGUUCUGCCCCUCACAGCAGGGAGCAUUUGACAAGGCUCUUGCUGAGGAGAAGGUGGUGUAUGAGCGCAGCACCAGCCGCAACAUCUACCUGAAUGUGGCGGUAAACACUUUGAAGAAGCUGAGGACUCUGUUGCCCAGCCCUUCUCAGGGAGUUCAAAAGGCCAGCAAUAGGAAAGUGGUUUCUCAUGAAGCUAUGCUAGGAGGGAAACUGGCAGCCAGGACCAGUUACACACUUAAUCGUUCUACAAGCUUACGGCUAGAAGACCUGACAGGGGCUACCUUGUACCGAAGGCUCAAGGAGUAUGUGCUGACAGAGGAUGACUUGAAGGAGCAUGGCUACCCGUUACCCUGUCCCGAGAGACCUGGCCGGGCUGUUGUCUUUGCUGCGGAAGAGAAGAAAAUGACUGAUGGUUCUUGCAGGAUUUGUUGUCGUUGUGGCACAGAAUACAUGGUAUCACCUUCCGGAAAUUGUGUCCGUAAAGAAGAAUGCAUCCAUCACUGGGGGAAAUUGCGCAAGCAAAGAGUACGAGGUGGCUGGGAAGCACAUUAUAGCUGUUGUUCGGGAGCCGUAGGUUCACUUGGAUGCCAAGUUGCAAAACAACAUGUCCAUGAUGGCCGGAAGGAAAGUCUGGAAGGUUUUGUGAAGACGUUUGAGAAGUUGACAAGGGCAGAUGGGCAUCCUGGCAUCUACGCCUUGGAUUGUGAAAUGUGUUACACUAAGCAAGGGUUAGAGCUGACGCGUGUCACUGUGAUCAACUCAGAACUGAGAGUGGUCUACGAUACCUUUGUCAAACCAGACUCCAAAGUUGUGGAUUACAACACUCGGUUUUCGGGUGUGACAGAGGCAGAUCUGGAAAAUGCAUCGAUAACUCUUCGGGAUGUUCAGGCGGUUCUCUUGAGUAUGUUCAGCACAGACACUAUCCUGAUAGGCCACAGUUUAGAAAGUGACUUGUUUGCACUAAAGCUUAUCCACUCUAUGGUGGUGGACACAGCUGUCGUCUUCCCUCACCGCCUGGGUUUGCCUUACAAGCGGGCAUUGCGUACUUUGAUGGCGGAUUACCUCAAGCGCAUAAUUCAGGAUAGCGUGGAAGGUCAUGACUCCAGUGAGGAUGCCCGAGCCUGCAUGGAGCUGAUGAUCUGGAAGAUCAAGGAAGAUGCUAAAGUGAAGCGAUGAUCCGCCUCCACACUGCUGCUGUUCUCCUUUGCGUUUUUGUCACAGGGCAAUAAUGAAGCCCACAGAGAGACACCCAUAGCCAGCAGCAGACCCUUCCCAGACUUUUCCCCGCUCGGCCCACAGGUGUCCCGAGGACUUGGGAGCAAGCAGCUCCUUCCGCUGGCAAAGUGACGGGCUGUGUCUGAAUGCCAGGCAUUGUAGUUGAGGCGAAACAUAUUGUGACCCAAGGUCAGCUAUACCCUGUGGUGGGGAAAGGUUUGGAGAUAGUCUCAUCGUAGAAGAUGGGAAUGACUUCAAGAGGCACUGAGUUCCACUAUUCCCUCUCCCUGCCCCUCCUAUUUAUGGACUUUAAAAGCUAGCUUUAAUUUACAUUUUUUAUUUAAUUUGGGGGGUCUUGUGAUUGGUCUUGGGCUAUACAGGAAUGGCGGAGAAGGUGGUCACGGACUCUGGCCUGUCAAGAAAGCAAGCCGAAGAGAUGAUGAAGGGAUGCUGGCUUCCACUGAGGGAGGGAAGCCAGGAGCAGAGUUGCCCAGGUGGAAGGAACCUGGCCCAAAGAAGCUGUCCUGAAACACAGGAAAGGGAGAAGUGUGCGUUGCAGAGGAGAUCACUGACAGAAAAAUAAAGCUAUAGAAAGUUAGGGAUUUCAGGCCUCGGGCCAUGACUCCAGCAGUGCUUUCCUGCUCAGGUCUUGACUUGAAGAGACCAGAGACAAGCUGCUACCAAACUGCAGGAGACAGUUCAGAUGGCUUGGUCUAGGCUGCUGGUAGCAUUUCAUUGAAACUACUGAGGGGGCAAAGCUGCCCCCUGAUCCCUCCCUGCUCAGGAGUUAUUCAAACUAGCUGCUUCUGCCUUUGGUAGGACUUUCGCCUUUUCUGGCUUGAAACCUAGGUUCUGUUUUCUGCAAACGAGGAGAAAGAGGCAGGAUCGUGUUCGGCACUGAUCACGUUUUCAAAAGGGCUGUUACUCAAAUCGGGAGGGAGAAGUGACGGAGAAAAUUCAUAACUUGCUCCCAAAUUUUCCCUCUGGUUAAACUUGAAUAUUUUGUAGUAAGACUUUCCAGGGGCUUUUUUUUUCUUCUUCCCCUUCCAUCUCCAAUGGCUUUUUGUAGUUGCCAGUUGAGCAGUUGUGUACAAAGUCUCUCGCUCUGGCCACUGAGUUGUUAAAAUAUAAAUAUGUGGAAUAAAUUCUGUUGUCCUGCGGAGAGCUCUCACGCCUGCCUCGCCUGUUUUUCUCACAAGCAACGGGGAUGUGAGAGGACCCUGCUAAUACAGUGCAGGCUUUUCUGUGCCUCUCAGCAUUGGAAGCAGCCCCCCUCCCUCCAGUUGUCUUCCCCCCUCCCCACCAAAAAAGAUAAUGGCCAUUUGCUGGGAUUGCUGUCGAGCUUUGUAAACAGCUUCCCACAGGAGGGCUUUAGGCAACUCUGGUUGUGAAGGAAGAGUGCCCGCAAUUGACACUUCCAUUAAACAACGGCUAGUAACACGGUUCCUUUGUUUUGUCAAAGGCCUUCUCUUUUUAUUCAACAGGCACCUAAGGCACCUAACUUGCCUUGUUCCAAGAGUCCGAAGCCCAUUGCUGGAGUUUGUGAAAGAUAUCCCUUGGGAGGGAUUUGGCUCAAAUCUGUACAUACUGUACAGUGUAUGUUGGGUACUUACGUUGGUGGUCUAGUUAGGGCUAUUGGGUGCUGUGUGAAUAGCCAAUUCUCAACCUGUGACCUGUCUGUACUGGCCUCUAGAAGGGCUGUGUGUUUCAGGCAUGUCUGCGCAAAGGCUCCGUUGGGCCUUCGCUGUCAAUUUUUACCUCAUGCUAAUCUUUUCUGACAUGACAGUCAGUGAAAAUGAGGUGCCUCACAGCAGCCAGGACCCAACCCAUUAAGCACCCUUCAGAUUGGUGGCAUAUGAAUCCUGCCUUGAUGGAAGAUGGGAACGUAUACAUUUUUCUUUUGACGGCACUGGUCGUCAAAAGCCCCAGGUGGGUUUGGAAAACGAGAGGUGCACAAACCUGUCAGAACUUUUCCUGGGAAAAAGUAGGCAAGAUUUCCCCUGCAGAGUAUAUCAAGCCCAGUGGGAGCAUUUUAAAAUGCCAGGAAAUUCAUGUUCCUAUUAGAUCUGGGCCAGUGUUUUUCCAACCUUGACAACUUUUAAGACUUGUGGACUUCCAACUCCCAGAAUUCCCCAGCCAGCCACAAGUUGAAGUCCACACAAGUCUUAAAGUAACCCAAGGUUGGACACCCUUGGUCCAGGCAGUGAAUCCUUGCCUUGGGAUCUGGAGGAACACUGCCAGAGUUCCCAUAAACACACAGAGAGGCUGCACAGCUGACUGGUUUGCCACAAGCAUGUUUUAUAGAUGUGACAGAUAAAUAAAUAAUGACAAAUACAUGGGCAAAGCAGAACUUCUAACAAGCCUUGCUUUGGUACUUUAAAAAAUGGUGGUUGAAUCCAUCUUCUUUGCUCAGAUAUGCCCGUGUUUACUUGGCAUAAGAGUAAAAGUAAUGGUUUAAGGAAAGGAAGGCCCUUGGGGUGAGCGGAUGAUCUAUUUAACCAAAGGAACGUAUUUGCACUACAAGCUUGUACCAGGAUUAAUACAGAUUCAUCCAUCAUUAUCAGAGAGCUCAGAAGCUCCCUAACCUCCAAGAAUGGAAGUUCCCUAGACGCCAACAUGAUGGUUAAUCUCCUUUCCCCCCACUUUCUGCUAUCAUUUUGAUGUUUGCUGCUCACCAGCCAGUGCCUGCCCUUUGCUCUUCCUUCACAGGCAAGAUUUGAAAUGAUUCCUAAGUAUUUAGACUUAAGAAAAACAGGAUCUCCUCCACCCCCGGCCAACCCAUUUGGGGCUGCAACUCUUCUCUGAUUGUAACACUGUACAGUAAUAAAACUCUAGACUUUGUAUACGUACAACUGUAUACCUGUUAAUACUGUUUUAUAUUUUUUUUUAAAUAAAGCAAAAUAUGACAUCC